Molecule: messenger RNA, 1908 nt
Organism: Cajanus cajan (pigeon pea)
Lineage: Eukaryota; Viridiplantae; Streptophyta; Magnoliopsida; Fabales; Fabaceae
Source: RefSeq, a predicted model, not a curated record
UGUCUCGAGUCUUUGUCAUCUAACUUUUGUGCUAAACAACUUGUAGAGCUUCACAUUUCUUUGAGCAAGGUUAAAAGGCUUUGGGAUGGGGUUCAGGAUCUUUCGAAUUUAAAGACUAUUCGUUUACAUGACUUGCCAGAGCUGAUUGAGAUCCCAGACUUAUCUAUGGCAAGAAAACUUGAACAUAUAUCUCUUUUGGAUUGUAUAAGUUUGUGUGAGCUCCAUCCAUCCAUCGUGUCUCUCCCUAACCUAAAAAUUAUGGGAUUAUUUCGAUGUUCAAAGAUUGAAAUCCUUAAAGUUCAUUCAAAAUCUCUUCGUAUACUUGUCGCCUAUGAUUGUUCAUCUCUCAAGGAAUUCUCAAUUACAUCAAAGGAAAUGGUUUGUUUGAACUUACGUAAAACCACUAUAAGUGCAUUACCGUCAUCUAUUUGGAAUAAUAGGAAACUUAGUGAUCUUCAUCUAACAGUCUCAAACAAUCUUGAAAGGUUAUCAAAGGAAGGAGGAAUUGGGUCGAUUACAACACUGAACCAUUCCGAGUGCAUGAAGCACAAUGCAAGGAAUAUGCCAUUCUUACAACCACUCCAUCACAACUUCGGCAACUUAUCGUUUUUAGAAACAUUAUGGCUAACUGGAAUUAAUGAUGUGAGCUUGAUUGCCAACAUCCAAAACCUUUCAUUGUUGAAAUUACUUUACCUGCUAAAUUGUCAGAAAUUUGUGUCUUUGCCACAGCUUCCACCAUCACUGAGAGAGCUUCAUUUAAGUGAUUUAAGGGAACUCGUGUCUCUGCCACAGCUUCCAUCAUCACUAAGAGUGCUUCAUUUAAGUUAUUUAAGGGAACUCAUGUCUCUGCCACAGCUUCCACCAUCCCUUGUCAAUCUUGAGUUAGCUGACUGUAGGAAACUCGUGUCUCUGCCACAGCUUCCACCAUCCGUGACAUAUGUGAGAGCCAUUAAUUGCACUUCUCUAGGGACAGAUUUCACUCAACGGAUAGCAUUACAACACAUCUUGAGUCACUCGCAGAGUUUUGACUGCGAAACAUGUUUCAUGUUCUCAGGAGACCAUGUGACCGACAAGUGUGAGUUUCAAAAAGCAGGGACUUCAAUAACUAUUCCUUACCUCUCACUGUCUAACUUGUGUGGUUUCAUUUGUUCCCUCGUUCUUUACAGGGGAUCAUACGGUGGUCUUUUUUCGUGUUCUAUCUAUCAAGAUGUCGAAGAAGUCUUCUACUACUAUUACUCAGUCCCCAAAAAUCUAACUUCAGAUCACAUUUUAUUUCAGUAUUUUAAUCCAGAAGAUCUUUCCAAUGACGUACCAUUUAAAUUUGAAUUUCAUUUCUAUGACCGGGAUAGUGAUAAAGAUUAUGGUCAAGAGAGAAUAAAAGAGUGUGGAGUCUUCCCGGUGUAUGCCUCAAGCAUAGAAAUUGGAGUUGGAGCAUCUAAUGCUGAAAAUGAAUUGGAAUCCAUUUCUCAAAUCAAUAAUAAUGAGUCACAGCCUACUGAAAAUGGAGAUGUAAUUAGAGUUGGAGUUGGAGGCUCUAAUAAUGAAAAUGGAUUGGAAUCCAUCACUCAAAUAUGUGAGAAUGAGUCACAACAUGAAUCGAUUAGGGUUAAAGGCUCUAACAAUGAUAAUAAAUUGGAGUGGGAACAACUUCUUCAUGGGAUUACUUCAUCGGUGUGAAACUUCACAUACUUCACUUCUUCUUUGUAGGCUCCUUAUUUUUAACUCUUUUCUUAAAUUAAAUUAUACCUUCAAAAUAUAGUAGAUAUAUGUUGAAAAUACUCUUGAUUCUAGAAAAUUUAUACCUUACAUAUUGCAAUGACAUUAUGUUGUACUCCAACGUUGAGCAUGUUUUCUUUUGAAAUACUUACAAAGAAUAUUGGUGGGAAAUGAGCUCUAGCAUGGUAGAAA